UUUGGUCGAAACCCUCGUCUGUUCUUCUAUUGUUGCCGUAGCUACCAUGAUGAACACCAUGUCAUGUCGUAGCCUAGCAGCUCCCAUGAACUCCAUUUUAUUUUGCAAAUUGUUUUCUUUUCACCCAUUCCAUUUUCGCAAUGUUUUCUCAACUGAAGCUCAUUCUCAGAGCCUGUUUUCACAAUUUGCCUCCACCAAACUUAACCUGUCUGAGGCCGACAUCACUCGGAUUCUCAGGUUGAGACCCCACUUGCAGAACCUUUGAACCCUCCACAAUGUAGAGAAGGUCAUUCAUUCGUUUAAAAAGCGAGGCUUCACUGAACUCGAAAUUGCCAAAAUGAUGAGGAUGAAGCCCCAACUUCUUGGAUAUGUAGAAACAACGUUGGAGCCUAAGCUCAAACUACUGGAAGAUUUUGGUUUUGUGGAUCAAAAUCUGGUCAAACUUUUGAAGGAAAAUCCAUACAUUUUGUGCAAUAGCCUCGAGAAUAGCCUUUUUCCCAUGAUGGAGUUUCUGAAGAAUGUAUUUCAGUCCCAGGAUGUGCUCGUUAAAGCCCUGUUAAAAGCACCGAGACUUCUCAGUUUUGGCUUGGAGAAGACCCUGAAGCCCUCGCUUGCUUUCUGGGAAGGAUGGGGUUUUUCUGGGACGAAGCUCGUAAGCUUCUUAAAGGUGACUUCGGCCCUUCUCUCACGCACCUCUCUAACGCUUGCACAUUUGGAUCUCAUUCAGAAGAUUGGCGCCGAAAAAGAAAGCACCGUGUUCAGAUAUAUUGUAGGUAUAGUGGCUAUGAGACGCAUGGAAACGUUAGAGGAAAAAAUAGAGAAUCUUAAACUCUGCGGGCUUUCGGAAGAAGAAACCUGGCAACUACUUGGAGCUUCCCCUGUAGUCCUUUCUUUCUCCAAGGAAAGUGUUAGUGAAAAGAUGAACUUUCUUGUUAAUAACACGGAGCUCCCUGCAAGUUACGUACUAAAGCACCCUAGCUUUUUACGAAUCCAUGUGGAAGAGGUUAUGAAGCCGAGGUUUCUGGUUUGGCAGAAAAUCAAAUCCAUUAACGGCUACGAGCUUCCUCUUUUGAUGGUAUUGAGUAUGCCAGAGACAAGGUUUGUUAACAGCAUUAUAAAAGGGCAUCCUGAAUCCAAAAUACUGUGGACAAUAUAUGAAAAUGCCAUUUCUAAUGCCUCCAACCGCUCAAAGAGCUCAACAAAAGAUAAUUUUUGAUGGAAAAAGAGAGAAUCAGGUCUCAAAAACCACAAAAAUAUUAAAAAUUAGUCUUUGGCAUUUUACAUCCCUGGAGGUACCAGUGCCAAUGAUAGUGAUGCGGAAUCAGCAAUUCGAGUUUCUGAUGGCACCUAAGCCCUAUAGAAGUGGCGAUUGGGCUUGGAAGUGGCCCUGCCACAUAGCUUGAUCCAAAUAGGUUGGGAUUUGCCACUCGUUGGCACCCACGUUCUAUGUCUAGUUGCUCUUCAACCAAGCGAUUGGGCAACUAUCUUUAUGGCUCCAUGCCGCCACAAUUGGGAUCUUUGAUCCAUUUACAAAUCUUGGAAGUUAUGUAUUUAUGUCACUUCUGUUAUUGUUAUCCACUGUAUGUAUGCUUCUCUUAAUGAUGGAA
Molecule: messenger RNA, 1607 nt
Organism: Cryptomeria japonica (Japanese cedar)
Lineage: Eukaryota; Viridiplantae; Streptophyta; Pinopsida; Cupressales; Cupressaceae
Product: transcription termination factor MTEF1, chloroplastic
Exons: 2
Coding region: 338-1216 (292 amino acids)
Biological process (GO): chloroplast organization; regulation of DNA-templated transcription
Cellular component (GO): chloroplast
Molecular function (GO): double-stranded DNA binding
Source: RefSeq, a predicted model, not a curated record